This is a messenger RNA of Amblyraja radiata (thorny skate), 1064 nucleotides long. RefSeq names its product clathrin light chain A-like. The transcript is spliced from 7 exons. Lineage: Eukaryota; Metazoa; Chordata; Chondrichthyes; Rajiformes; Rajidae. Gene Ontology annotation, molecular function: structural molecule activity; clathrin heavy chain binding. The record is from RefSeq and is a predicted model, not a curated record. Bases 116 to 733 code for a protein of 205 amino acids. Gene Ontology annotation, biological process: clathrin-dependent endocytosis; intracellular protein transport. Gene Ontology annotation, cellular component: synaptic vesicle membrane; postsynaptic endocytic zone cytoplasmic component; clathrin coat of trans-Golgi network vesicle.
UGGGAUGGGGCAGACGACGCCGGCCACCCCCGCUCCGCUCCGUUACGUUGAUGAUUCGCGGCGGGAUUAGCGCAGCCUCGGCCCGCCCUCCGCCUCCGCCAACCCGCCCGGCGACAUGGAGGAUGCGACCGGCACCUCGCCGCUGCACCACAGUCCACCAGAAGCAGAGCUCGUACCCGAGCCGCUGCCCCCCGCCGGACCAGAGGAAGAUGGUGAAGUGGACACUGUGAACGGAGACUCCAGCCAGGGGAGCGUUGCUGAUCUAUACGCAGCCAUUUCUGAAGUGGAUGGUCUGUGCCAGGAGCCCGACAGUAUCCGCACCUGGAGGGAGGAGCAGGUCAAGCACUUGGAGGCUCUGGAUGAGAACUCGCGUGAGGCAGAGCUGGAGUGGAGGGAGAAAGCGAAGAGGGAGCUGGAGGACUGGUACACACAGCAGGAGGAGCAACUGGAGGGAAUGAAAACCAACAACAGGAUCCUAGAUGAAGCUUUCUACAAACAACCCUUUGCUGACGUCAUUGGCUAUGUCACAAACAUCAAACAGCACUGCUACAACCUGCAACAGGCCGACGAUGUGGCAGAGGAUGUGGGGCCGGAUCUGUGCUCGGGCUCAGACUGGGAGCGGGUCCUCCACCUGUGUGACCUGAACUCCAAGAGCAGCAAGCCGACCAAAGACGUGUCUCGGAUGCGCUCGGUGCUGCUCUCUCUCAGCCAGGUGCCCGUGCCCCUGAAGUAACGCCCAGGGUGGGGAGCGGGCCGUCUGUCGGAGGUGUCUCUCGCUCCCAUCUGCCAGCCCAACACCCGAUGCAGGGUGCCCACAACCUGUGCUUCAUUGUGUGUGUGUGUGUGUGUGUAUGUGUGUGUGUGUGUGCGUGUGUGUGUGUGUGCGUGUGUGUGUGUAUGUGUGUGUGUGUGUGGUGUGUGUGUGCGUGUGUGUGUGUGUGCCGUCACUCUAGUAUCAGUGGCCCCGCUCUCCUGGGCUCUGCUCCUCACAUGGUGUCUGUAAAUAUCGAUCCAAACUAAAUUAUAAACCAACGGGAAAUAAAAUUGAUCAGUGUGAAAUACUU